AUGGGUGCCAUUCCUGAGUACGAUCCCGAGGAGCCUCAAGAGACCAAGCCCUUCAAGUUCGUGACUGGUUACGAUGCUCGUUUCCCCCAAAUGAACCAGACCAAGCACUGCUGGCAGAACUAUGUCGACUACUACAAGUGUGUCAACGCCAAGGGCGAGGACUUCCGUCCCUGCCGUCAGUUCUACCACGCCUUCCGCGCUCUGUGCCCCAAGGCCUGGACCGACCGCUGGGACGGUCAGCGUGAGGCUGGCAACUUCCCCGCCCACCUUGACCGGUAA
Penicillium verhagenii is the source of this 279-nucleotide messenger RNA. Its product is annotated as cytochrome c oxidase subunit VIb. Lineage: Eukaryota; Fungi; Ascomycota; Eurotiomycetes; Eurotiales; Aspergillaceae. The transcript is spliced from 5 exons. Bases 1 to 279 code for a protein of 92 amino acids. The record is from RefSeq and is a predicted model, not a curated record. Gene Ontology annotation, cellular component: respiratory chain complex IV; mitochondrion.